This is a messenger RNA of Daktulosphaira vitifoliae (grape phylloxera), 696 nucleotides long. RefSeq names its product SCAN domain-containing protein 3-like. Gene Ontology annotation, molecular function: protein dimerization activity. The transcript has a single exon. NCBI's taxonomy places the organism in Eukaryota, Metazoa, Arthropoda, Insecta, Hemiptera, Phylloxeridae. The coding region runs from base 155 to 580 and encodes 141 amino acids. The record is from RefSeq and is a predicted model, not a curated record.
UCGGAAAGAUCUUGAGACUAAGACAUUUGCUCACUUCAAAUGUUUGAAGAAAAUUAUUGAAAGCAAUCCUGAUGUUCAAGUUGAAACUGAAGAUUAUUUAUGUAAAUUAUCUGGUCUUGCUGAAGAAAUCAAUGGCAGAUUUAAUGAUUUGAGAAUGCUCAAGCCUUCAUUUUCAUUCUUGGAAAACCCAUUUGGUGUUGAUGAUGUGGACGACGGCUGUCCUGUUUCAUCACCAAUUACAAAUGAUACAGCAGCUGUAGAGUUGGAGAUACUAGAAUUACAAGAGGAUGAAGGGCUGAAAGGACUAAAACGAAGUGGCAUUUCAGCUAUAGAUUUUUGGAAGAAAGUUCCAGAAGAAAAAUACCCUCUAACAAAAUUGUGUGCAAAGAGACUAAUCUCAAUAUUUGGCACUACAUAUGUGUGUGAAUCACUGUACUCAACACUUAAGUUCAUUAAAUCUAAAUAUCGAUCUGAACUAACUGAUGAACACUUGAGUGAACUCGUGCGAACUGCGCUUACCAAUUAUAAACCAAACUUCAAACAACUCACAGCUAAAAUGAACACUCGUAAAAGCAAUUGAACAUUAAGUUAACAUUGAAUGUUAUAAAUAAGUAGAGUACAAUAAAUGUUUCUUCUUUUAAAAUUAAAAAGUGUCUUUAACUUAUUAACCAUAAAUUCAUCUCCAAACAAUGUGGC